CCCAUGUGUGUAAAAUAACUUGCAGAUUUGGAGAAAAUAUGUGUUACAAGUAAUUAAGUUUGGAAACUGUGAUAUUGUGUUGUAUUGUAAAUAUGAAGUUGAUGAUAGUGCUAUUUGUGUAUUGCGUGAGUUGUCUCGUGAGCGCGCAGGAUGAAUACGCAGACGGCGACGAUGUGACAGAAGCAUGCUGUACACACGGGUCGGACUCGGCGCUGUCUCUGUCAUCAGCCCGAGAGUGUGGAGGCCUAGGGCUCCCAGACUACAUAGUGCCGGAGCAGGAAGCCACGUGCAGUGCUAGCGUGGCGAGCUGCUGCCAAGAUCAUUUUAAACAAAAGGAUGAUUGUACUGCAGGCGUAAAGUAUGCCGCUAGUAAACGAUGUAGUGUACCAAGCACAGACAUCGGAAAGACAUGCUGCGAGGAGUGCAAAUUCGGUGCGCUAACAGGAGAGUCCCAGGGGGUGGAGGCAUGUGGGAGCCCUCCUACCGCAGCCGUCUCCCCUGCCUCAUACUUGAGGAAGACCUCUUAUUAUACGUGCUGUGUUGAAGCGGCAACAAAGCCGACGACAACCGAAGCUCCGCCAACGACUACCACAGAGGCAGUCAGGCGUUGCGGGCCUGGGUCCUGCAAACCAGACCAGGACUGCGACGAUAGCGAGGGCGUUAUCCGAUGCCUGUGCCGCAGCGGCUUUAGGAAACAUAAGGAUGGCUCUUGCAAAGAUAUCAACGAGUGCGCCGAAUCAGCAGACAACCUCUGCACCCAAGAGGACCACGUGUGCCACAACACCCCGGGCUCCUACAAAUGCGUGCCACUCAAGAAGCGAGAGGUGCCUGGCUGCCCGCCGGGGUUCAAGAAGAAUGUCAUCAACCAGGUGUGCGAUGACAUAAACGAAUGCCAGCUUCCCCGCCCGCCCUGCCCGAAGUACCUCUGCGAGAACACCAUUGGGGGCUUCAAGUGUAACGGCAUACCUGGGACCCCGGCCGUCGAAGGUGCUACCGAGGCUGCCCCCGUAGAGCCCCCUGCAGGCCGGAACGACAUAUGCCCUAAGGGGUUCAGAGCUGGUGCUAAUGAUGAGUGUGUUGACAUUGACGAAUGCGAAGAGCACCUCGACGACUGCCAGCGGCUGUCACAGCACUGCAUCAACACCCACGGUGCUUUCUUCUGCCAAGACCACGUUUCCAAGCGAUGCUCUCCUGGCUUCAAGGUCAACAGUGCUACUGGUAUCUGCGAAGAUAUUAACGAGUGCGAAGAAGGUUCAGAGCUGUGCAAGAGGAACCAAGUUUGCGUCAACCUCCCGGGGGCUUACGACUGCAAAUCCAAAAUUAGCACGUUACCUAAGUUGGCAUCGAAAACUUGCCAAGAGGGAACCAGGAUGCGCGUUGGUAGCAACAAAUGCGAUGACAUAGAUGAAUGCCGAGAGGGCACUCAUCUCUGCGACCAGUUCCAGAACUGCAUCAACACAUUCGGCGGGCACGAGUGCCGCUGUAAGAACGGGUUUGAGCUGGACUCUACGUCAGGAUCCUGCGAAGAUGUGGACGAAUGUGCCAUGAAGCUGGACAACUGCGGUCCCGGCCUCCAUUGUCUCAACGUGCUGGGGUCGUUCACCUGCACGCGUCGAGCCCCUACUUCUUCUACCACAACCACUCCCGCACCCACUUCUAAUGACUACGAGUACUAUUACACUGACAGUGAUGAAGAACCAACCAACGACACGCGAAAUCAAGGGCCAGGAGGUGCCAACAAACCAGCUCCUAAACCUAAUCCUCCUUCGCCUCCUCCUAAACCUACUACCACUUCUACCACUACUACUACAACUCCUAAGCCUACUACUACAACUCCUAAGCCUACUACUACUCCUAAACCUACUACUACACCAAGGCCACCUCCACCCAGACCAUACCGACCACCCCCUACCCAAUACGAUCCUUUCGGCAGACCGAAUACUAGACCAUACACCAACAGACCACCCAGACCAAACCCAACAAACCCUACUCCACCAGAAACCACACCUAACCGGGAAAGCCCUAGAAGACCUGAAAACAGACUUCCUACUACGAACAUUCCUCCUCCAACGACUCCAGAGAUAGUUGAAAAAGAGAAGAAUCCAGACGGAGGAGUUGAGUUGGACACAUCAGAGCUUCCUACAAACAAAUGGACAAACGUCAUUGGGAAGGAUAAAGAUAAUGAACCGGAUGAUUUUGAUCCGAAUGAGCUGCAUUGUUUGAACGGGUAUGAGAAGAAUGCAGCGGGUGAUUGCGUUGAUAUCGACGAAUGCGCCGGCCGCCACAUUUGCAGUGCACUAGAAACCUGCAAGAACGAGCCUGGACGGUACCGCUGCGAGUGUAUAACGGGCUUUAGGAGAGACCCAUCGGGGUACUGUGCGGUGGCACCCACCAUUCCCACCACGUCCUCGACUACUACUACAACUACCACAGACGCCCCUCGGCCGUACAUCCCACCACAAUCCCGGCCGCAGCCCCGACCUCAAUCACCACAACCCCGACCGCAGCCAUCACCUCAACCACGGCCACAAUCACCACAACCCCGACCGCAACCAUCACCUCAACCACGGCCGCAAUCAAUUCCGCAGCCGCAACCGCAGCGCCCGCCGCAGACACCGCACUUCUGCGAGAUGGGAUACAUCUACGACUCCAGGCAGGGACAGUGUGUUGAUAUCGACGAGUGCGCUACGAAUCGGCACACUUGCGUGGCGAACGAGCGCUGCGUGAAUGUGGACGGCGGCUUCGAGUGUGAAAAGGCACCGAUAUAUGUUCCACCAGCACAAACCCCACCCAGGCCCCGUCCCAACUCCCGGGACCCUCACGUGAUCACAGUAGGCGCCCAGUAUGGCACUCGCGGACCUCGCUACCGUCGUCCAACAUAUUCACGUGUGCGCGAAGUCGACGCAGUGAUGACGUCGUGUCAGAAGGGCUACCGGCUGACCUCGGACAAGAUGUGCUUGGAUAUCGACGAAUGCGCCGUGAACCAGUCAGAGUGCGGUCCUGAGCAGCGCUGUGAGAACUUCUUUGGCGGACAUUCUUGCCAGUGCCCAGCUGGCCACCAGCUGGUCGGUGCUAAAGAUUGCGAGGACAUCGACGAGUGUCAAUACGGAAACCCCUGUUCAUACUCGUCGAAAUGCGUCAACACCGUUGGUUCGUUCCGCUGCGAGUGCAAUGAAGGCUUCCGAAAUGCACGCUCUAAUGACAAAGUAUGCAUGGAUGUAGACGAGUGCACGGAGACUCCAGGAAUCUGCCAGCAGGGCUGCGCUAACGCGUGGGGCUCCUACCGCUGCUACUGCCACCAGGGAUACAGGAUGCAGGAGGAUGGCAAGACGUGCGUGGACGUGGACGAGUGUGCAGAAUUCGCCGCGUCCGCCUCAAGUCGUAACCGCGCGCGUCUGUGCGGCGGCGAGUGCGUCAAUGAACCUGGCAGCUAUCGUUGUUCAUGUCCCAAUGGUUAUCGGCUAUCAGAAGAUCAGCAUAGUUGUAUCGAUAUUGACGAGUGCGAGACUGGCGAAGCUUCGUGUGCUCGGUCUUCGGAUCCUAGUCAGGUGUGCCAAAACACGCGGGGAAGCUACCAUUGUCACACCAUCAGCUGCCCUGCAGGAUACCAGCUGGAGGCUAAGCAUCGGUGCACGCGCAUCCAGCGGACUUGCGCGAUGUCAGACUGGGACUGCGUGCACCAGCCGAGCAGUUACAGCUACAACUUCAUCACCUUCGUAGCGAAUAUCUACCUUCCACUUGGUCGGGUGGACCUGUUUACAAUGCACGGGCCAGCGUGGGCGGAUUCCUUCAUGAGUUUCGAGAUGCGGCUGGUGGACGUGCAGGCGGCGCCGGGAGUCACACCGGCUAGUCUGGCCUGUUUCGACACGCGGCCCACCGGCAACAUGUGCGUGGUGUCCCUCCUGUGCGCGCUGGAAGGGCCGCAGGUGGCCGAGCUGGAGCUGACGAUGUCGCUGUACCAGCGCCGGCAGUUCGCGGGCAGCGCCGUGGCGAGGCUCGUCGUCAUCGUGUCGCAGUACGAGUACUAACAUGCUGCUAAAUUUAGCAACUUUUAAAACCCCAAAUAUGCCAAAUAGCAUCUUUUGUAGCAAUUUGUGGAGUCCCAAAAUUGCUUAAUGGCAACUUUUUAGCAAAAUUUUUAAAACCACUUUUGUUAGUGUACCACGGCACAAAAGAUCCCUAUGGGUCGAAGUGUAUCCGUAAGGGCCCCCGAAACUAUAAGAUAAGAUAGUGUACCACGGACGGUCUCGGUGCGAAAGUAACAAUGUACCUAAUUGUAGGGUAAUUCCAGGAUAGAUGCCCCAGUAGGAUUGUAGGAUAGAUGCCUCGAUUUUAAUUUCUAUUAGUAGCAGGACUGUGGAACUAAAACUCCACUAAGUACAUAAUGGCAAGGGCUCCCCCUACAAGCCUCAGGGCUGCUGUUAACAUGAGCGCGAGCGCACGCGUUUCGUCAGUGAGUGCCAAAACACUCCGCGGCUAGGCUUCGAAUCGCGUCAAUAGUUAUGUGUGCAACAAGAGAGGAAAGUUGGUUUUUCUUGCGAGUUUUUAUUUGGAGUCCCGAGAAAGCGAAAGAUUCUAUAAUUGAAUCACGAGCGAAGCGAGUGAUUCUAAGCUAUAAUCUUGAGCGUAGCGAGGGACUCAAAAACACGAGAUGUAAAAUAACUGCUCUCGUGUUGCACACAUAAUUUUUCACCUCAGUAGUGAGAACAUAUUAAAGGUUAAAAUGUAUUUCGAAUUACACAGAAUAAUUCAGAGAAACAAAAAAAAUGUAAUCAAAGUAUGAAGUGGCAGUUCAUGGCCUUCACUAAAUUCAAAAGCUACUUUGUUUCACUCCCUGGAGUGAGGAAAGGUGCUGAGGUGAAAAAUAAUAGGUAUUCAUAAGUAUUUGUUUUCGAAUAACUUUUGACUCGCUUAUCAGUGAUUUUGGGUGCACUGAAGCUUAACCCUUUACUAGACUAAGGGAUAUAUAUUUUCCACAUACGACACUUAUUCAUACAUGUGUUCUAUUUUCGAUGAGUAACACUGACAUUCGAUUGUCAUUUUUGAAAUGUCAGCCUGGUAAAGGGUUAAGCUGCAUGGAUAGAUAUACAUAUUUUAUUCUGAUUUUAUUAUUACUAUAUUUCUUAUUGAAAAAGGCACCUCGGUAUCCUCUGCAAAAAGUAUAGUUACCCCGAUUUUUAGGGGGUUUUGAUCGGUAUAGAUGCCCCCAGAAGCAUCCCUAGGGGCAUCUAUCCCGAACUGUAAAUAUAAGAAACAGGGGUGUUGUCCCGCGUAGCAUCGCCUAGUCUAAGAAAACAUACAAGCAGCCUUUGAGAAAAUGAAAAAGGAAGAAAAAUAAGUCAAUGACAUAACCAGAACAUUUGGAAUACCGUCUAGAACACGACGACGACGUUUUCAAAAUAAUGAAUGUAAAAAACUGAUAACUUUUAAUUUAGCUUGUUUGAUGAAGAGUCAUCUAUCCAUCACGGUAGGCAUCUAUCCCAUUUUUAAGAGGUCAACAAAAAUACGAUUUAUAUAAAAUCUGUGCGACUUAUACAAAAACAUGUACCUACAGUAAAAUAAUAGGUUAAGGACCAUAGUUAUCAUAGGUAUAGGACACAUUGCUAUAAAAUGGUGAAUUAUUUCAAAAAGUGGGGCAUCUAUCCUGGAAUAACCCUAUAAUGCUACAAUAUGCCUUAUUCAACCACCUUGCAAUUGAUGAAAUUAUACUCGAAACAUAUUAGUAUUGUUUACCUAUCUGCCUUCAUUGCGCCCAUCAGGGUUUCAUGUUAUUUGUUUAAAUUUUCUAAAUGGCUAGAUUUUAGUAAAUUCUGGAGCCUCAUUUUCACUAAAUGGCAACUUUUUUCCAUACAUACACCCAAAAAGCAUCAAGAGGGCUGAACA
Cydia strobilella is the source of this 5883-nucleotide messenger RNA. Its product is annotated as fibrillin-2-like. The record is from RefSeq and is a predicted model, not a curated record. Lineage: Eukaryota; Metazoa; Arthropoda; Insecta; Lepidoptera; Tortricidae. The coding region runs from base 93 to 4028 and encodes 1311 amino acids. The transcript has 25 exons. Gene Ontology annotation, molecular function: calcium ion binding.